Molecule: messenger RNA, 2204 nt
Organism: Elaeis guineensis (African oil palm)
Lineage: Eukaryota; Viridiplantae; Streptophyta; Magnoliopsida; Arecales; Arecaceae
Product: protein LIKE EARLY STARVATION, chloroplastic
Biological process (GO): starch metabolic process; regulation of starch metabolic process
Cellular component (GO): starch grain; chloroplast stroma
Molecular function (GO): starch binding
Source: RefSeq, a predicted model, not a curated record
CAAAUCUUUCUUUAAACCCAGAAAAAUAAAAAAGUGGCCAAGGAAAGAAAAGAAGUCUAUAAAAUCCCCCGUCCGGGUCCCAACUCUCCACUCCAAACGCCUCUUCUGCCCAAGAAUGGCGGCCCAAUUUAGCACCUCCGCGCACGCCAACAUGCGCGGCCCCCGGUUCCCUGCCCCGUGGAGCACCCGAAGGCGUCGGUGCUCCGCCCACCGGACCCACUCCUCCGACAAUGGCGACUCCUACCUCCACAUGUGGAGGAAGGCCGUCGACCGCGAACGGAAGUCCCAGGAGUUCCGCCGGAUCACCGAAAACGCCGCUGAAGGCCCCUGGGGGGGGCUCGCCGGCGGCGAUGGCGAUGGCGAGGGCGAGGACUCGCUGGAGCGGAAGACGGAGCGGUUCGAGAAGAUCCUGAACGUCCCCAAGGAGGAGCGGGACCGUAUCCAAAGGCUGCAGAUCAUCGACCGCGCCGCUGCCGCGAUCGCCGCCGCACGCGCCCUCCUCCAGGAGUCCCCUCCGCCUGCCAGGCCACCGGCCGCCGCCGGUUCGCUAUCGGACGGCUUGGAUCGACCCGAAGUACCGGACGCCGCCUCGGGAGUAGCUCCGGGACGGCAAGGAUUGCAAGGUGGAAAUUCAACUCUGUAUCAACCAGAAACUUCAAGGCAUGGAACACCUGGUCCAGAUUUUUGGUCAUGGUCACCUCCCCCAGAUAGUAAAAGCAGACCAAAUGAUGAUGUCACUAGCUCGAUGCCAGUGCAGAUUAAUUCAUUUCCAAAUCCAUCUGGUUCAUUGAUCGAAAAAGAGCAUUCUGUAAAUUCUUUAGCCAUCCCUUUCGAGAGUACCUUAUUUGAAAGCACACAUAAUGCCCCUCUUCCUCCUCUUCAGUCACUUGUGGAGUUUGAAAAAGUGGGUCAAGAAUCUGCUUCAGAUAUGUCUACUGCAGCUGAGGAAAGUAACCUUGAUGUGCUAUUCUCCAAGCAUGCAGCUGAGGCUGCUGAAAUCCUCGGUAAGAGAAACAAAGCAUCAUCACAUGGAAUGAAUCCAGAUGGUUCAAAGUGGUGGAGAGAGACAGAUACAGAGCAAAGACCCGAUGGGGUGAUCUGCAAAUGGACAUUAACUCGAGGGGUCAGUGCUGAUGGAACGGUUGAGUGGGAAGAUAAGUUUUGGGAGGCGGCUGAUCAGUUUGAUUACAAAGAGCUAGGUUCAGAGAAAUCGGGCCGUGAUGCAAAUGGAAAUGUUUGGCGUGAGUAUUGGAAGGAAUCAAUGUGGCAGGACCUCAGUAGUGGGCUUGUGCAUAUUGAGAAGACUGCAGACAAGUGGGGAAAUAAUGGCAAGGGUGAUGAAUGGCAAGAAAAAUGGUGGGAACAUUAUGAUGCUUCUGGCCAAUCUGAGAAGUGGGCCCACAAGUGGUGUUGCAUAGACCCAAACACACCGUUGGAGGCUGGGCAUGCUCAUGUUUGGCAUGAGAGGUGGGGUGAGAAGUAUGACGGGAAAGGCAGUACAAUGAAGUACACCGACAAAUGGGCUGAGCGGUCAGAAGGUGAUGGGUGGUCAAAAUGGGGGGACAAGUGGGAUGAGCACUUCGAUUCGAAUGGGCAUGGAGUGAAGCAGGGUGAGACCUGGUGGGAAGGGCAGUAUGGUGAGCGGUGGAAUCGCACGUGGGGAGAGCAACACAAUGGGUCUGGGUGGGUGCACAAGUAUGGCAAAAGCAGCAGCGGGGAGCACUGGGACACUCAUGUGCGAGAAGAAACAUGGUAUGAGAGGGAUCCACAUUAUGGCUUUGAGCACUGCUUUGAAAAUUCUGUGCAGCUCCGAGCAGUUCGGAAGCCUUCUGAAACAUUGUAAACCACAAAUCUUUCCACAGCCAUCAAAUUGGCCAAAAUAUUCAAGCUUUUGUCCUUAGUCAAGUUUACCACCUUUGUCAGCAAAUGAUGUGUGUUUUGUACAUCUUGAUAAAUCCUGCAACAGAUCCAGAGCUCUCAUUGAUUAGAGUAUUUCUUUACCUAAUCAAUAGGAUGAAGCUUGUUCUUGUUCAUCUGAAUCACAGAAUUUGGCUUUAUGCCUAGUCCAACUAUAUGUACACGGAGUAUGCAUCUUUCCUUGAAUUCUCCAACUCAGUACAUGUAUGUCUCAUUUUUUUUCAAAUAUGAAUUGCAUAAUUCUUUGUGAGCAAGUGUAUUUUAGUUAUGGUUAAUCUUUGACAGAA